UUGGCAUCCCAGCAAAACAAAGCAUCAAAACCCCAGAAGACAAGAGUUUCACCUCAACAAAACACCUACAGAGCAAAUAUGCCAAUUGAGAGCUCUUCCACUAAUGCCCCAACCGUCUGUGUCACCGGUGCCGGUGGCUUCAUCGCCUCCUGGAUUGUCAAGCUUCUUCUUGAAAAAGGUUACACUGUCAAGGGCACUGUAAGGAACCCAGACGAUCCCAAGAAUUGUCAUUUGAGAGAGCUUGAAGGAGCAAAGGAGAGGCUAUCUCUUCACAAAGCUGACCUUCUUGAUUACCAGUCUCUUAAGGAAGCCAUUAGCGGUUGCGAUGGAGUUUUCCAUACUGCUUCACCUGUGACUGAUGAUCCUGAACAAAUGGUGGAGCCGGCCGUGAUUGGGACUAAGAAUGUGAUAAUGGCAGCGGCAGAGGCCAAAGUUCGACGUGUGGUGUUCACAUCUUCCAUAGGUGCCGUGUACAUGGACCCCAACAGGAGCCCUGAUGUGGUGGUCGAUGAAUCUUGCUGGAGCGACCUCGAGUUUUGCAAAAAUACCAAGAAUUGGUAUUGUUAUGGGAAGGCAGUGGCAGAGCAAGCAGCCUGGGAAACAGCCAAGGAAAAAGGGGUGGACCUUGUGGCGAUAACCCCAGUUUUGGUGCUGGGUCCAUUGCUGCAACCAACUGUGAAUGCCAGCAUUGUUCACAUCCUCAAGUACUUAACCGGCUCAGCAAAGACCUAUGCCAAUUCAGUUCAAGCCUAUGUUCACGUCAGAGAUGUCGCAUUAGCGCACCUUCUCGUGUAUGAGAAUCCCUCUGCCUCCGGCCGCUACCUCUGCGCUGAGAGCGUCCUCCACCGUGGUGAAGUGGUGGAGAUUUUAGCCAAGUUCUUCCCCGAGUAUCCCAUCCCUACCAAGUGCUCAGAUGAGAAGAACCCAAGAGCAAAACCCUACAAGUUCACGAACCAGAAGCUGAGGGAUUUGGGGUUGGAGUUCACCCCGGUGAAGCAGUGCCUAUACGAGACGGUGAAAAGCUUGCAAGAGAAAGGUCACCUGCCUAUACCAGCGCAACACCAGGAAGAUUCCGGCCUUCGUAUUCAAUCUUAAGCCUUAUUCUCAUACACUUAAUACUCCUGCUUAGCUUACCUACCAUUAUUAAGGGAACCGAGACAUGCACCCUGGAUGGCUAGCAUUACUGAAUGCCAAUGUGUUGUGUGCCCAUUUUGUGUUGUCGUAUCUAAUUAAUAGCAAAAAUAGCUUAUUGGACCCAAUAAUCUGUUGAACUUUUCCAUCUUCUAAUUAAUCAAUUAUUUAAAAUGAAA
Gossypium raimondii (Peruvian cotton) is the source of this 1310-nucleotide messenger RNA. RefSeq names its product cinnamoyl-CoA reductase 1. Lineage: Eukaryota; Viridiplantae; Streptophyta; Magnoliopsida; Malvales; Malvaceae. Gene Ontology annotation, molecular function: oxidoreductase activity, acting on the CH-OH group of donors, NAD or NADP as acceptor. The record is from RefSeq and is a predicted model, not a curated record. The coding region runs from base 79 to 1095 and encodes 338 amino acids. The transcript has 5 exons.